Prunus avium (sweet cherry) is the source of this 1284-nucleotide messenger RNA. Lineage: Eukaryota; Viridiplantae; Streptophyta; Magnoliopsida; Rosales; Rosaceae. The record is from RefSeq and is a predicted model, not a curated record.
AUGGGUCUUCCGAAUAAAGCGGCGCUCCGAUGCACAAUUGAACGAUAUAAGGCACGCCUUGUUGCCAAAGGCUUCCAUCAACAAUCUGGUGUCGAUUAUUUUGAUACAUUCAGUCCUGUGGUUAAGCCCACAACCGUUCGCACUGUUCUCUAUCUGGCUAUUUCUUCUGGAUGGCCUCUUCGGCAACUCGAUGUCAAAAACGCAUUCUUGCACGGCUCUCUAUCUGAAGAUGUUUAUAUGCGGCAACCACCUGGCUUUGCUGACCCUGACCGGCCCAAUCAUGUGUGUAAACUUCAUAAGGCCAUUUAUGAUGACAUCAUUCUCACUGGCAGUAAUUCUUCUCAUCUCCUUGCCUUUCUCCGCAAAUUGGGUGCUGAGUUUGACAUAAAAGAUUUGGGGCGUUUGCAUUAUUUUCUUGGUGUGGAGGUCCAUUAUCACCCUACUUCCAUCCAUCUUACUCAAAACAAGUACACUGUUGAUCUUCUCAAACGCAGCAAUCUCUUGGACUGCAAACCUGUUUCUACACCCAUGACUUCCAAAGGUACUCUUUCUCGUACCCAUGGUACUGUCCUUGCGGAUCCUACCCCUUAUCGACAGAUGGUUGGCGCCUUACAAUAUCUCACCAUGACUCGUCCUGAUAUCUCAUACGCUGUUCAACAUGUCUCUCAAUUUAUGGGAUCACCCAGUGAUGUUCAUUUUGAAGCUGUCAAACGGAUUUUACGUUAUCUAAAAGGCACCCUUGGAGUUGGUCUUCCUGUUCGUAGGUCUCCUGACUGUUCCUUCUUAGUCGCCUAUUCUGAUGCAGAUUGGGCUGGAUGUCCUGACACUCGCAGGUCCACAACCGGGUAUUGUGUAUUCUUGGGACCCAACCUCAUUUCGUGGAGUUCUAAGAAGCAGCCCACCGUUUCCCGUUCUAGUGCCGAAGCCGAAUAUCGAGCUCUUGCCUAUGCCUGUGCAGAUACUUUGUGGAUUCAAGGUCUCUUAACUGAACUUCGUUGUCCGCUUACUCGUCCAGUUUUACUUAACUGUGACAACCUGUCUGCCACAUACUUAGCCGCUAAUCCUGUCUUCCAUGCUCGUACAAAACACAUUGCUAUUGAUUAUCACUUUGUCCGUGAACGGGUCGCCUCUGGCAGUCACAAAGUUCAGUUUGUUCCUUCUCAACUCCAGCUUGCAGAUGUCUUCACAAAAGGAUUACCAGCUGACCGUUUUGAACGUCUGGUUUCCAAACUCGUCACCUAUCCGGUGUCCAGUUUGUGGGGGAAUGUUAGGCCGUUAUCCUAA